AUGUUUGCAAAAUCUGCUGAAGAAGUAAUCAAUAGCCUAGAAACAAUUAUUAAUUCAUGACCUGAUAAUCCUUUUAUCAUUCAGAGUGAUAAUGGAGGUGAAUUUUGCAAUAGUCUUAUUGAUGGAUUUUGUGAAAGAUACUCCAUUAGGCACAUCACUAGUUCUCCUUACAAUCCCCGUGCCCAAGGCACUGUAGAAAAUUUUAACAAGUAUCUCCAUCAUUUAUACUUUAGCUGAGCUGAUAGCACGCUUAAAGAUAAAUGAAGCAUACAUGGUUCCAUCUUCUCUAUUAUUCAGAAUUACAAUCGCUGCAGGAAGCAUACAAUAACUGGCUUUAUACCCGUGUCUUCACAGAUCGUUCAGCAUUUAGAAUACUAAUUUGCUAGUGUGAAGGAACCUUUAUACCAACUGAUGUAUUUUUCGCAAAAGACGAAAGUAUUUAUGCAUCUGUCACUGAAAACGUUGAAAAUAAAAGAAAGAAUACUUUUGAGCCAUUAAAUAAAGCUUUUCACCAAGGCGAUAAAGUAAUUGUUCAUGAUCAACUAGUGAAAAAAAGAUUUUGACUCAAAUUGCCCAGACCAAGAUUUAAAUUGAACAUGCGUUGAUGCAUUCCAGCAACAAUUACCAAUGUAAAAUGCGGUUAUUUAGAAAUUCUUUUAGACUGUGCUGUUGAAAAUGUUGGCGAUGUUAAUAGUUUAUGGCUAAUUUCCUUAAGAGAUGUGAAGCCUGUAACAUUUGAUAAGUGGAAAAUAUGCAUGAAUAAGCAGAAAAAAUAA
Blepharisma stoltei is the source of this 776-nucleotide messenger RNA. Lineage: Eukaryota; Ciliophora; Heterotrichea; Heterotrichida; Blepharismidae. The record is from the annotation of a GenBank genome assembly.